Brassica napus (rape) is the source of this 1053-nucleotide messenger RNA. Its product is annotated as adenine phosphoribosyltransferase 5. The transcript has 6 exons. Gene Ontology annotation, biological process: adenine salvage. The record is from RefSeq and is a predicted model, not a curated record. The coding region runs from base 312 to 884 and encodes 190 amino acids. Gene Ontology annotation, molecular function: adenine phosphoribosyltransferase activity. Gene Ontology annotation, cellular component: cytosol; cytoplasm. NCBI's taxonomy places the organism in Eukaryota, Viridiplantae, Streptophyta, Magnoliopsida, Brassicales, Brassicaceae.
UGGGAUACACACACUCCAAUCUCUUUCUGCUCUCUAUUAAAAAAAAAAUUAUUUAAUGCUCUCUCACAACUACUUUCUUCUACAAGUGGCGGUGAACAGAAGAAGACAGAAUCACAUAUAGAGAUAUGAUCUGAUCUCAUUUCAUUUUCCUUCUUUUACGAGGGAAAUUUAAUACUUCUCCACUUUGAAUUAUUUCAUUUACUCAUCAGGAAAGAUAGAGAGAAAGAGAGAUAAAUAUAUUACUCAUACGCUCUUUGACAGAUAUUUAUAUAUCAGAAAAAUUCGUAAGUAGAGUGAAAGGUAGAGAAGCAAUGUUUGCGGCGGAGAACGGGCUCAAAGGAGAUCCAAGGCUUGAAGCUAUAUCAGCAGCUAUUAGAGUUGUUCCUGAUUUCCCCAAGAAAGGGAUUAUGUUUCAGGACAUAACAACGUUGUUACUGGAUCACAAGGCCUUUAAACAUACAAUUGAUAUCUUUGUUGAUCGCUACAAAGACAUGCAUAUCUCUGUUGUUGCUGGAGUUGAAGCAAGAGGUUUCAUGUUUGGUCCGUCUAUUGCAUUAGCCAUAGGUGCAAAGUUUGUCCCUUUGCGUAAACCCGGAAAAUUACCAGGGAAGGUCAUAUCGGAGUCUUAUGAGCUCGAGUAUGGACAUGACCGUUUAGAGAUGCACGUUGACGCCGUUGAGCCACGAGAACGCGUCAUUAUCAUCGAUGAUCUUGUCGCUACCGGUGGCACACUCUCCGCCGCUAUUAGUCUCAUGGAAAGCCAGGGAGCUGAAGUUGUGGAAUGUGCGUGUGUUAUCGGCUUGCCUGAAGUCAAGGGACAACACAAGCUGGAAGGGAAGCCGCUCUAUGUGCUGGUGGAGCCUAGUGGAUUAGAUGAAUUCUGAUUAGGAUACAACCCGGUUAAUUCCGGUUCAGCUUUUUGUCCUCAUGCAGAGACAGAGUUCAUGUUCUUUAAAAUUUUUGCUGUUUGUGUUAACGUAUGAGUUAGGACAAUAAUGUGUACUUUCCACUGCAGCGGUUGGUAAAACCGGGAAACAGAAACCUCUUUACGUC